UUCAGGAACCCAUUCCACAGUUUGCAGCCAGCUAGCAGGCUAGCAGGAUAGCGCUGAGGCUAGACUGUUUAGCACGGCAUCCAAUAUCAUGGAUGAAAAAAGGAAUCGUCUAACUGCAGAGAGCAGAAAUGCUCAUAUUCCUCAAGAAGAACCUGCCGAUGUACAAAUUGCACUUGGAGCCAAACAACGUCACCAAAAUACCGCGUUCAAGACCGAAAAUAAGUCAUUUGAAUGCUUUGGAUUUCACUGACGCCCCCAUAGAAGUGGACAGAAUCAGUCCUCACCUGAGCACUACAGAUGUGGAGGUAAGACGGUUAUAUGCUCUUCAAAUAUGUGGUGACAUGUUAUUUGACACUGCUCCUUACUACAUGGUUCUUGUUUCUGUUAACUUUCUGGUUGUGCAAUCUCUUCUUCAUCCUAUGCAGACCACAUCUCCAUCUGGCCACUCUGAGCCUUCUCCGCACCAUCUACCUCAGGCUUUGGAACUCACCAGUGACCACAAUGAAUUAGAGAACAGAAACUGUCCUCUCCUGAGCGCUGCGGAUGUUGAGCUAACAUCUCCAUCGGGUGACUUUCUCCCAAAUUCUGAGCUGCAACCAAGAGACGUGGAGUCCUCACCUGAAAAGAGUGUUUAUGGAUGCUGUUCAAAUCUGGAAGAUCUUGGAGAGAUGACAGGUUUUAACGAAAAUAUGGACUCAUGUCAGCUAAUGUCAGCAGCUACAACAAUAAAAGCUGAAGCACUGAUCAUGAUAAUGAGUCAUGCAGCAAGGCACAAUAUAACAGGAACACAAAGAUAAGCCUAUAGCUAUGCUAAUGAGAAUACAGUUUCACCAAAAUAGUGGCAUAAUUGUAUAGAUAUAAACCAAACUCAUAUACACAAUUAUUACUAUUUCCCUAAAGUAGUAUACUAUCAACAAUAUAUGAACAGUCUUACUCCAGCACUAGCCUGAUUAAAAUGAUGAGACGGGACACUAAGAUAAAUUUAAUUUUCUUUAACGUGGGUUCUUUAUUUCCCCCGACUGCACUCCUGGAGCACAGCCUUAAUGUGUCAAAUGAAGGAGACACUUAGGACAGUGUACAACAAAUAACCAAUUGCUUUUCUUUACUAAACUAGAACAGUAUGACAUAGAAUAGAGCUGACAGUCACAUAAAAAAACAACCGUAGUAACCCCCUCCUGUUAAACAGCGACAAAGAACAUACACAUCGGUCUGCUCAACACUCACACCAGUGUCGUUUGUCCAAAAGGCAAGAAAACAAUUAACUCACUCGAGUGCCUGUGUGCACGGCUCCAUACACGUGCGCCCUCCACCCACGGCAGCUUGUUACGAAGCAGACGCGCAUAACCCAAGAACAUACACUUAGUUAACAAUCAAGCACAAUUUACAUAGUGAGUUUAUUAAUGCACACUUACGCUGACCCGCUGAACAAGUACUUCCCUAGCGCUGUCUUGAUGCUAAACGCGAAUACUGGGUUGUCGUCAGUAGCCCGUUCUGCAGCUCCAAAUCCCACAUGAACUCAUUGCCAUGUACUUAAAGUGACAGUACGCCCUCACCCUGUAUGCAGACCAUCUAGCAGUACGAAAACCUCCCUGGCCCCACUUCACCCGGCUACAAUAAGAUGGGUCAUUAAAGAAUUAUUGGUUGCACCGUCAUUUUGUGUCCUGGCUGAAAGAACACGCUUAUCAAUGAAACACAAAAUCUACAGUGCAUAUUAGCGGACAAAUUCACUCUGGAGCUAGUUAGUCACAAUAGCUCUAAGCUGGCUUUCUCAGUUUGCGGAGGUGUGGGGGGUGGACCAGAGUCCAUUCCGGGUCAGUCCAUUCUAUCACUACGGGUUGGCGAAAGUAGGACUCAAACGGGCUCUCUUUUCAGCCAAACACAAGGUAUGUAACCUGAGUGGAGCAAAUUCAUUCCCACACGAGCUGCAAAAAGACACUCUGUCUGCCUCAACAUUUGGACUGAAAUAAACUCAUUCUAACUCAUUACUCAGGCGGGACUGCAUGUGCUUCCCCAUGGGGAGCAUUUAUUGUGAGUGUGCAGGCUGUCACUGGCAGACGUCCUCAUUCAAAUAGCCUGGUAUAACUGGCUAAGCACAGACUUCUAGGAAAAUUCCCCUCACAGGGUGUAUGUGUGUUUAUUUUUGUGACGUACAGUAGACUAAGGCACGAUAGGCCUGCAUGUUUACAAGCUCCAGUAAGACACGAAUCAUAUGAUAUCAUGAUUGUGCUGCUACAUGACUACAUUCAUCACAUUUUAUAAAUAAACGCUGCAUAAUAUUAAACAGUAUGCAUAUUUAAAAUAAAAUAUUAGUGUCACAGUA
Messenger RNA from Gasterosteus aculeatus aculeatus (three-spined stickleback), 2320 nucleotides. The record is from RefSeq and is a predicted model, not a curated record. Lineage: Eukaryota; Metazoa; Chordata; Actinopteri; Perciformes; Gasterosteidae.